UGUGAGCAGUGGGCAUUAAUUAGUUAUUGGGAUGGUCCUCCUAUAAAAGGGGCACACGCCCACUGCUCUGCUCUCACUCAGUACAAGCCAAGAUGAGCUACGGAUCUGAAGCCUUCUCCUCCUCCUCCUACCGAAGGAUUUUCGGGGAUUCUCCCCGUUAUGCAUCUCCAUCGCGGACAACCGCGACUGGGUCCUCCCGGGGAGGAGGAUACCGGUCCUCCUCUCUGUCCCGGACCAACGCUUCAUCCCAGGGCACGUACAGCAGAAAGUCCGGCCGCUCCUUCUCCUCCAUGCCGCUGGACACCUUCGACAUGACUCAAAGCAGCGUCCUCAACAAUGAGUUCAAAAUCGUCCGCACCAACGAAAAGGAGCAGAUGCAAGGCCUCAAUGACCGCUUUGCAAUGUUCAUCGAUAAAGUGCGCAACUUGGAGCAACAGAACAAAGUGCUGGAGACGGAGCUGGUCGUUUUGCGCCAGAAGCAGGCGGAGCCGUCCCGCCUGGCCGAGCUCUACCAGCAGGAGAUACGCGAACUGCGCUCCCAGCUCGAAGAACUGAACGGAGAGAAGUCCCAGCUGAUGAUCGAGAGGGACAACGUUGACGACGAACUGCAGAAAGUCAGGGGAAAAUACGAGGAGGAGUUCCGUGGCCGGGAGGAGGCGGAGGCCCUGCUCAAAGCUUUUAAGAAAGAUGUCGAUGAUGCCACCAUGGUGCGCCUGGACCUGGAGAAGAAGGUGGAAUCUCUCCUGGAUGAGAUCAACUUCCUCAGGAAGGUGCACGAGGAGGAGGUGGUCGAGCUGUCGGACAUGAUCCAGGCUGCCCAGGUGUCUGUGGAGAUGGAGGUGGCCAAACCGGACCUCACCUCCGCCCUCAAGGAGAUCCGCGGCCAGUACGAGUCCAUGGCGUCCAAGAACCUGCAGUCCGCCGAGGAGUGGUACAAGACCAAGUUCGCGGACCUGUCCGAUCAGGCCAACCGGAGCAACGAGACCAUCCGCAACAGCAGGGAGGAGAUGAACGAGUUCAGGAGGCAGCUGCAGUCCAAGACCAUCGAGAUAGAGAGUCUGAGGGGAACCAACGAGUCUCUGGAUAGGCAGCUGCGGGAGAUGGAGGAUAGGCACAAUGUGGAGAUUGGAACCUACCAGGAUAGCAUGAUGGAGCUGGAGAAUGAACUGAGGACCACUAAGGGCGAGAUGGCUCGUCACCUGAGGGAGUACCAGGAUCUGCUCAACGUCAAGAUGGCACUGGAUAUUGAAAUUGCAGCCUAUAGGAAACUCCUGGAAGGGGAGGAGACCCGCAUCGGGACGGGCAUCAGCUUUAGCAGCCCAGCCAUGGGUGCUGGCAUGGGGCAAGGCUACAACUACCAGUCCCGCAUCUACACCAGCUCUGGCAAGAGCUCCAAGAAGGAGGUCAAGGAGGAGGAGCAGCAGAGCAAAUCUGGAGGCAAGGUGACCCAGCGUGAAGUUUAUGAGGAGAUGAUGGCCAGCCCGAAGAAGAUGGAGAAGCAGCAAGACUCCAACGAUGCUCCCACCAUUCAGAAAAACUAA
Messenger RNA from Limanda limanda (common dab), 1541 nucleotides. It is a transcript of the gene inab, whose product is annotated as internexin neuronal intermediate filament protein, alpha b. The transcript has 3 exons. Gene Ontology annotation, biological process: intermediate filament organization. Gene Ontology annotation, cellular component: cytoplasm; postsynaptic intermediate filament cytoskeleton; intermediate filament. The record is from RefSeq and is a predicted model, not a curated record. NCBI's taxonomy places the organism in Eukaryota, Metazoa, Chordata, Actinopteri, Pleuronectiformes, Pleuronectidae. Bases 93 to 1541 code for a protein of 482 amino acids. Gene Ontology annotation, molecular function: structural constituent of postsynaptic intermediate filament cytoskeleton.